AUGACCGGGGACGGCAUCUAUUUCCUUGCAACCGCUGCACUAGCCCGCAAGGAGCCGCUUGCACUUAAGGAACUGCGACUCUGUGGACUACGGCGUGUCAGCGACGACAUGAUGCGAGUGCUCGGGAAGGCUGCACCAUACUUGGAGGUGUUGGACCUUAGCUACGCGCGGGACCUGCACAACUCGGGGGUGGAGGCCUUCGUGGCUUGCUCGGCGCCGGACUCUGCUACGGUGGAAGCGGUGCAGCUCACUGCGCGCGAGGCGGGGCGCGACCCGACUGACCCAGAGAUGUACUGGCGGCGCGUUACGCGCUUGCGGCAUCUCUCUCUGUCAUCGUGCAUCAUGUUGACGGACCACGCGUGCUCCCAUCUCGCGCAUGCUGUCCCGAAGCUCGAACUUCUCGAACUGGCCGGUAUCGGCACUGAGUUACGGGACAGUGGGCUCGUGCGCCUGCUGAACACUACGCCGUAUAUUCGGCGGCUUGACCUCGAGGAUGCAUCUGAGAUCACCGACGAUGCUCUCUUCGCUAUCACCCCGGACCCGGUCGAAGAACCAGCACGCCCGACACGCAUCCCGCCCCCUCCACAGCCAGGACACGCCCUAGAACACCUCGUCAUUUCCUACGCGUCGGAAGUGACAGCCCAGGCGAUGCUUGAUCUCAUAGCGUAUUGUCCGCGUCUGCGCCGCUUCGAGGCAGACAACACGCGCAUGUCGGGACACGUCGUGCGCGAGUUCGUGCGGCUCGCGCGUGAGCGCCACGUUCUCGACGCGCAGGUCGUCGCCGUCGACUGCCGCGGCGUGGGCGAGCAGACCGUGCGGGACCUCGCGGACCGCACGCGGCCGCGCAUUGGCUGGUGCGCGUUCGACGUGCGGCGGCUCGGCUUCCUCGACGCGCGCGACGAGGAGGAGCUUGGCGUCGGGCAGGACGAGUGCGAUCCCGCGCGCGUCGCGCUCAAGACGUUCUACUCGUGGCAGACGGUCGACGCUGUGCGCGCGGCGCGGGACAAGAAGCGCAAGGCGUCGCGUCGCACUGCAAACGUGUCGAGCAGCAGUAUGGAGGACUCCGCGGGUGCCUCUGCGGGGCGCGCCCACUGGUGGUCUCCCAGUGGCCGACGGUCGUCCGGGAUGCCUUCGCCCGUUGUCAUGGACAUGAGUAAUGACAGAGAAGGAUGUGCUAUCAUGUAG
This is a messenger RNA of Postia placenta MAD-698-R-SB12, 1185 nucleotides long. RefSeq lists its product as hypothetical. Lineage: Eukaryota; Fungi; Basidiomycota; Agaricomycetes; Polyporales; Adustoporiaceae. The transcript has a single exon. Gene Ontology annotation, biological process: SCF-dependent proteasomal ubiquitin-dependent protein catabolic process. The record is from RefSeq and is a predicted model, not a curated record. The coding region runs from base 1 to 1185 and encodes 394 amino acids. Gene Ontology annotation, cellular component: SCF ubiquitin ligase complex.